Molecule: messenger RNA, 1740 nt
Organism: Mycosarcoma maydis (corn smut)
Lineage: Eukaryota; Fungi; Basidiomycota; Ustilaginomycetes; Ustilaginales
Product: ERMES complex subunit MMM1
Exons: 1
Coding region: 1-1740 (579 amino acids)
Biological process (GO): mitochondrion organization; phospholipid transport
Cellular component (GO): endoplasmic reticulum; ERMES complex
Molecular function (GO): lipid binding
Source: RefSeq, a predicted model, not a curated record
AUGCAACAGCCACAGCAGCAAGAUCUGCAGAUCGGCCUGCCAUACGCGCCAGUCCAACCUCCGAUACCCUCGCCAGCCGCCUACUUUGCCUACCUUCCAUCACCCUCCCGAUGGACUUUCACGCAGGGUCUUAUUGUCGGCCAGGUAUCCAUGGUCAUUGUCGCGCUCCUCCUCAUCCGAUACGUCAUCUUUGAAGACUCAGCCACCGCUCUGGAAAAGGAAAGGCUCAUGCGUCUCAAAGUCUCCCAACGCCGUUCAAAGCUUCAUGCCAAAGCUCUUCUACAGGACGCCAGAAAGGCCAACUCCGCUGCUGCCAGUGCUGCUGCUGCUGCUGCUCCUUCGCCCGCCUCUCACCCGCUGCGCAAAUCCCAUCGUCUUGCUUCCGACACGAGAGCAUCCAUGUUCGCCAACAUCCUCGACAAAACCGCCUACGACCUCUCUUCUCACCUUCCCGAAUCCGCCGACUGGCUCAACGUCAUGUUUGCUCAAGCGAUUGCAGGCUAUCGCGAAGAUGUGCUCACUGGCGGCGUAUCUUCUCAUCAUCACACCGCUUCCGACGCCAUCCCUUCACCGAACCCGCUCGAACCACAAAAGGAGAGAACGGCUCGUGAUUUGAUGGAAGAGAUCCUUAAUCGUGCCACUUCCUCUUUCCUUGACCCAAUCCGCGUCACCGAAGCCGACUUUGGCGACGCCUAUCCCAUCUUCACCAACGCCCGCGUCCGUCCAGCAGAUGAUACAGGCCGCACACGCAUCGAGAUCGACGUCGACUAUUCCGAUCAGAUCACCCUUGCCAUCGAUACCAAGCUCCUCAUCAACUUUCCCAAACCCAGAUUCGCCGUCCUUCCUGUCUCGCUCGGCCUGACCAUUGUACGAUUCUCGGGCACCUUGGCAAUCGAGCUCUUCUCUUCCGAUCCAAAUGCUACCGUGCUUCCAACUGCCAACCCAAAUCCUUCCUCUUCCUCUUCCUCUUCCGCCACUCCGCCACGCUCUCGCCACCAGCUCCACUUUUCCUUGCAUCCCGACUUUGCGCUCGAAGCGUCAGCGACCAGCUUGUUAGGCUCCCGAGCCAAGCUGCAAGACAUUCCCAAGAUCGAGCAGCUCCUCAUCUCGCGCCUUCGCGGUUGGAUCAUGGAUCGAUUUGUCUGGCCGAGGUACUGGAGUCUCACGCUUCCCAACCUCGUCCCCUCUCCCGCUGCCUCUCGCAGCUUCUCGGCGGCUGCAGCUGCCAAUAGACACACCGACGCAGCUUCAGUAGGCUCAUCAGGUGGGCAUGGUCAGAUCAACGUUGGUACGGGUGUCGAGAGAACCGACGCUUCGGUUAUUCAGCCCGGCCACCACGAGUCGGCGCGUCAAGAGAUGCUCCACGCCGCGUCUGAACGUCCCUCUCUUGCAUCAUCACGUCCACCUCACGUGCGCUCUUCGUCGUCGGGACUGCGUGCAAAUGGAAUGGGUAGCGUCGAAGCUUGGAGAGCACACGCAGCAGGUGUGUACAAUCAGCCCUCUCACCAACAUGCCACCAGCCUUAACCAGGCCGCCUUGCUGCGCGCCCAUGUCGGAGGAGGAGGAGCUACUGACUGCGCGCCCGGUUCUGACGUCAAUAUCGAAGUCCCCGGCAGUUAUCGCGGCUCAGUAGCGGGCGCAGGCAUCGAACUCGCCUCGUCCUCCAACGCUUCGUCUGUUCUCCCCACCGGUGCGCACCAUUCAUCAGGACUACGUAAUCGGCCAGGCUUUGUACAGUAG